GUUUGCGAGUCAGUACAGAGGCAACACACCGCCAUGGAGAAGGAAGUGGUGAAUCGCCUCAUUUACUCAGUCAUCAAGUUCCUGCAGUCCCAAUUGGAGGCCAGUGGAGGUGCAGCAGGUGGAGGACUGACGGAGGAGGGGGUGGAGAGUGUGGAGGUGGCUAUUCAGUGCCUUGAGACAGCUUAUGGGGUGUCUCUCUCCCAGACAGACUUGGCUACAUCACGUUCUAUCUAUCAGAUAUUUGCCGAGGCUGUGAAGAGUGAACCGCCAGUUGUAGGGGAGAGGGCAGCCUCCGCCCAGCAAACCGAGGCCCCACCCCAGCAGGAGGCCAGCGAGGAGGAGAAGGCUGAGGCGGAGAAGCUGAAGAAUGAAGGGAACCAACUGAUGCGUGAUGAGAGGUUCAGGGAAGCUCUCGACUGCUACACUAGGGCCAUCAACAAGGACUCCCGCAAUGCUGUGUACUACUGCAACAGAGCGGCCGCCCACAGCAAGCUUAACAGUCAGCGAGAGGCCAUCGAGGACUGCAAGAGGGCCCUGCAGAUUGAGCCUCAGUACAGCAAGGCAUAUGGCAGGAUGGGGCUGGCAUACUCAAGCCUGAAUGAGCACCAGCAGGCCAAGGAGUGCUACCAGAAGGCACUUGAACUGGAGCCUGACAAUGAGAGCUACAGAGGCAACCUGGCCAUCGCUGAGGAGAAACUGCAGGCGGAACCACAGCCUCCUCAGGGGAACGCAUUUGGUGGCUUUGGUGGUCCCGGCGGUCUACCAUUCGGUCUGGGUGGCUUGAGUGGUCUGGGUGGAGCCGGUGGACCAGACCUGGGCAACAUUCUGAGCAAUCCAGCCCUUAUGAACAUGGCCACACAGCUCAUGUCAGACCCUAACAUGCAGAAUAUGUUGAGUAACUUCAUGGGAGUGAUCGCUGGUGGUGGAGGGCCUGGUGGUGGUGGCAUCCCAGGUGGUGGCAUCCCUGGUGGUGGCCUCCCUGGUGGUGGCAUUCCUGGUGGUGGCAUUCCCAGUGGUGGCAUUCCUGGUGGUGGUGCCAUACCCAACCCCAACCCUUCCCCUCCACCUCCCCCCACUGCCCCCUCCCCAGGCCAAGGUGGUGCCCCAGGAGCUGGGGGGAUGGAGGCUCUGCUAAAUGCUGGGCGGCAGCUGGCAGAACAGAUGCAGAGUCAACAUCCCGAACUGGUAGAGCAGAUUCGCCAGCAGAUGAACCGAGGAGGGCCGGGCAGCGGGCCAGGGGGGGACGGGAGCAACCCACCGCAGCCGCCCCCACAGAGCUAGCUUCCCGGCCCUUCCCUUCAGGCUGACCCUAAGACUGUGGACUCUUUGUUUUGUACACGACAGUUUUCUAUUGUUGCCGUGAUGACUAACAGGGAAAUAUUAUCUACUGUUCGUUUUUUUCUUGAUGCAGUUCCCAUAUGCAAGUUUUUUUUCAGUUUUUGUAAUAAUAGAGGAAUUUUUAUAGUAUAAGUAAAUAAAUGAUAGACUGGGUAACACCUCUUGACAUGCCAAUGGUUUGUGAAGCAGAAAAUGGUGGUGUUUUUAAAGGCUCUUUGCUUAGUUACUCACAAAAUGCCUGGUUGCAAGUCAUUUCUCUACAUUUUCUCAUCCAGUCUCUCUCUCUCUCUCUCUCCCACUGACAGGCUCUAGUGGAAGUUACUUAGUGUUUUUAGGAGUGUUUUUCAUGGUUCUAGUAAUAGUUAAGAUUUCUGCACGGUCUGUAGGAAAAACACUCUUGGAAACUUGAAAUAAUCUUAAUGAGAGAAGAAAUCAAUGAAAAAACAGGCAUUCAACUGACCUAAUAGAAACUGUAUCAUUAUUUUCCUUAUUCCAAUGCUUCCUUAAUGUUUUGCAAUAGCCACCACACCCAAGGACUCAUGUGAAAGUAUUACCUGUAUCACCCCUCUUCAGUUUCACUACUAGCACAUCUGAAGAGUGUAUGCAAUAACUAUAUCUUACAGCUGCACUUUGCCUGGAUCAUGUUAGGCAAGGCAGUACUUUCUGAUAGUCAAACCACCACCAGUGUUUGUGUUGCUGCUUCUGCUAUGCCUUGGUUCCUGUUGUGUAAAUAGAGGAGGCUAAAUGGCUUAUAAAUAAAGACAUCUUGAGUGAGGGGCUGCUGCUGCUGCUGGUGUUGCUGUGGCCUGCUCCUGGGUGCGAGACGUUCGUUAUUAAAUUUAUGAUAAUCAAGUGGCAUUGUGAGGAGAUAUCUUCCAUAUUUCACCUUGUGGUUAUUGGUAGAGGUGUAGAAGUCUAGGUUAUUCAGGUUAAUUUGGGAAAACUUGAUUAUUUGAGGCAUUAGAAAAGUGUUUGAAGAUAUCCUCCCUGUCAUUUGUUAACCUAAAGUUAUACUACUGUGCUACUUGCAAGUCUGUCAUUUUGAAUAUUGUUGUAAAGAUCAUGUUAAAAUUGAUGUGAAUCA
Portunus trituberculatus (swimming crab) is the source of this 2422-nucleotide messenger RNA. RefSeq names its product small glutamine-rich tetratricopeptide repeat-containing protein alpha-like. Gene Ontology annotation, biological process: post-translational protein targeting to endoplasmic reticulum membrane. Bases 34 to 1281 code for a protein of 415 amino acids. Lineage: Eukaryota; Metazoa; Arthropoda; Malacostraca; Decapoda; Portunidae. The record is from RefSeq and is a predicted model, not a curated record. The transcript has 8 exons. Gene Ontology annotation, molecular function: molecular adaptor activity; protein binding. Gene Ontology annotation, cellular component: membrane; TRC complex.